AUGAAAUUCUGUAAUAGUUAUUUUCUGGUCGAUCCGACCAAAGCAAAUGUUCUUGAUCUCCUUCUCCUUUUGUUUUCCCCCAACCUAACCAGCACAAGAUUCAUAGACUCUCCACCGGAUACGCUCAAAAGCGUCCGGAGAAGUUUCGCGAGUCGAUGGAUCAUUGUGUUGGCCAUUUUGGUUCAAAAGAUAUUGAUGUUCUUAAGAAAGCCCUUUGCAUUCCUAGGUCGUUUUCUCACCUAUUUUCCAAAUCUUCUUACCGCAAAUGGAGGCUUCUUCAAGUUGAUACUUCACCUUUUGACGGGAAAUAUGGUGAAGCCUGAGGAAUCGUCGGCGACGUAUACAUCGUUCGUAGGAUGCACGGAUCGAAGAGUGGAGCUUGACGAGAAAAUAAAUGCUGGCACCAUCGAAUACAACUCGAUGCUGUCAAUAAUGGCAUCUAAGGUCUCUUAUGAGAACAAAUCUUUCAUCACUUCCGUCGUCAAGAACACUUGGAAGAUGGACUUCGUGGCUUACUACGAUUUUUACAAUGCGUUCCAAGAAAGAAACAUCACGCAAGCAUUUGUAUGUAAGGCGUCGAGCACAAAUCCGAACCUCAUCGUCGUUAGCUUCAGAGGAACCGAACCUUUCGACACUGAUGAUUGGUGCACUGAUCUCGACAUCUCUUGGUACGAGUUCAAGAACGUUGGAAAAGUCCACGCCGGGUUCUCUAGAGCUCUUGGCCUCCAAAAAAACGGAUGGCCUAAAGAAAUCAUAGCCAUCGGACGUCAAUAUGCUUACUACACUAUUAGACAAAAGCUUAGGGACAUGCUUGCCAAAGACAAGAACCUUAAGUUUAUUCUUACGGGUCAUAGCCUCGGAGGUGCAAUUGCUGCUCUUUUCCCGGCGAUUCUUGCGGUUCAUGGUGAAAAUGAGCUCCUUGAUAAGCUACAAGGAGUCUACACAUUUGGACAGCCACGUAUAGGAGACGAGGAGUUUGGAGAGUUUAUGAAGGAUGUGAUAAGAAAGCAUGGAAUUGAGUAUGAGAGGUUUGUUUAUAAUAACGAUAUCGUGCCUAGAAUACCCUUUGAUGACAAGGUUUUGUUCUCAUUCAAGCACUAUGGAUCUUGCAAUUACUUCAACAGUCUCUACAAAGGAAAGGUAAGUGAAGAUGCACCAAACGCGAACUACUUCAGCUUGUUGUGGCUAAUUCCAAAACUGUUGAUUGGUGCGUGGGAGUUUCUAAGGAGUUUUAUAAUACAGUUUUGGAAAGGCAAAGAGUAUAAAGAGAAUUGGAUUAUGAGGUUUCUUAGGGUUGUGGGAAUAAUAUUCCCAGGUGUCACUAAUCAUCUCCCGUUUGAUUACGUCAACACCACGCGCUUGGGAGGCUUGGCUCGACCUGUUGCUACUACUACUGUUGAGGAUAAACUUGCCCUCAUUGCUUGA
Microthlaspi erraticum is the source of this 1425-nucleotide messenger RNA. The record is from the annotation of a GenBank genome assembly. Lineage: Eukaryota; Viridiplantae; Streptophyta; Magnoliopsida; Brassicales; Brassicaceae.